Messenger RNA from Fusarium falciforme, 636 nucleotides. Its product is annotated as Methyltransf-25 domain-containing protein. The record is from RefSeq and is a predicted model, not a curated record. Bases 1 to 636 code for a protein of 211 amino acids. The transcript has a single exon. NCBI's taxonomy places the organism in Eukaryota, Fungi, Ascomycota, Sordariomycetes, Hypocreales, Nectriaceae. Gene Ontology annotation, molecular function: S-adenosylmethionine-dependent methyltransferase activity.
AUGUCUUCCCAGCUCUACUUCCCCCGCAUCUACUCCCUCACCUCUGUCGACCAUACUCGGUCCGUCUAUGACGAGUGGGCAAAGACGUACAACGAAGAACUCAACCAGAAGAACCAAGACUACAUCGCCCCAGCAACAGCAGCCGCCCUUGUCCCCCAAGUCCUGGGGACCGCCACCAUCGACAAGGACAUUGAGAUCCUGGACGCCGGCUGCGGCACCGGCCUCGUCGGAUCCUUCCUCGCCCGUCUCGGCGCGAAGAAGAUUGACGGGGUCGACCUCAGCCCCGGGAUGCUCGAGGAGGCCCGGCUUACCGAGGCCUACCGCGCCCUGGACGUGACAGACCUCUCGCGGCCUCUCUCCGCCCGAGAUGAUUCCUAUGACGUCGUGACCUGUGUUGGCACAUUGACGCAGUCCCAUGUCGGACCCGAGGCCAUCAGUGAAUUCGUGCGUGUUGUGAGGCCAGGCGGCCACAUCGUCGCCACCGUCAUCUCCGAGAUCUGGGAGAGCGGCGGAUAUGAGGGCCACGUGAAGAACCUCGCCGACCAGGCCAAGAUCAAGGUCUUGUCCACCGAGGUCCGAGACUACCGGAGAGGAGCAGGAGCCAAGGCCCGGUACUUGGUGUUGCAAGUUGUCUGA